GCAUGUCCUGUCUGCUGUGACCGCAGCUUCCUGCACCAGUCACCACGGGACUGACUCCCGUGGCAGUCAUCAGGCCAGUCGCUCCCUCAGGCGCCAGUUGUAGGCUAGGUGCUGUGUUCGCCCGUGCUGUUGAGUAGUUCAUAUUAUCUGUUUAUUAGUAUCAUCAGUGAGUUCGUCUUGUCAGUCACAGUGUUGCCCAAGGUGGUUGUUUUUAUUUACUGUUUUUGUUCUAGUAGUUGUCAGCCCAUUGUGUAAGUCUGCAAUACUGUUCUCUGUGCUGUCUACCUAUUUUUCUUUGUGUGCUCUGGUUUUCUCUAUUUAUAUAGUGCAAACUAGCAAUCACGUGUCCAAAAUUAUGAUUUAAAUCAUCUGAUUACAAUUGCACAAUUUAGUUGGAGGAAUAGCUUACUAAAAACCAUUUCCACCUUAGUGAGAGUAAAUGAUCCAACUAUUAGUUUCUAUGUCUCAGCAAUAAUUACAGUUAGUUGGGGUGGAGGAAUAGUAAAAAAUAAAAUGUUUCACUAACAUCUGAAGUAGCUGAGUAGAGUGACCACCUCCCAGCCGAGGACUGCCAUGGAGUGCCUGCUGACGCCGUGGUGUCUGUGCUGGCGUGCCCGCGCGGGAGAAGCCAACUGCCCCGGACCCCGGCAGGGGUCAAGCACCCCCGCGUGCGAGGCUGCACCAGGGAGCACCAGCGAGGCCCGGAGUCUGCACACGGCAGGAUCCACGACGGACGACACGGACAUAGAGACCAUGUGCGACCGGCUGACCGCAGUGCUCGAGGAGUCCUUCAGCCACGCUGCCCGCCAGAGAGACCCACCUGCUCCGCUGCUGAGAGACACAUCCUUCCAGGAGCUGCCCCGCGGCCAGCCCUUCGGCUCCUACCUGCACCUGGUGGAGGUGCAGACGCCUCUGUCGCCGCGAGAAACUCCUCUGCCGCAGUGACUGGCCCCACUGUGCACUCGUGUCGCGACCCUAACCUCUCCAUCACCACACAUGUGGAAGCAGAGAGCAGUGUUAAUGAGCUCAGCUGGAACUUUACGAUCUGUAAAGUCUGGAAAGAUCAGCUUCUUAGAUUUUAUGAAUUAUCAUUUAUUAUUGAGAAAUAA
Molecule: messenger RNA, 1109 nt
Organism: Bacillus rossius redtenbacheri
Lineage: Eukaryota; Metazoa; Arthropoda; Insecta; Phasmatodea; Bacillidae
Exons: 2
Coding region: 574-945 (123 amino acids)
Source: RefSeq, a predicted model, not a curated record